AAGUGUUACUUUAAAUACUGUCCAGACGGAAAUUCAACACCUUAUUCUAUUAACGGGAUUUAAUUUUCCUUAUGUACCUGUAUUAUGGACGGAUUAUAACGGGUCGUAAAUGGUGAUAGUGUUCUUUGACUUUGAAAGUUUUGCUGUUAAAUGUGUCUCUUUCUUUGAAUCUGUGACUUUUUUAUUUCAUAAAAUGAUAACAGGACUCCUACAGCAGAGAAAAGAUACUUUCAUGCACAAGUUUUAAAGACGUAUUGUAGACGGAUCGGCUCGUCUUUUAAAUUAACUAAAUAAAUCUGGUUUGACUAUAGAGUCGUCAUUACGCGUUCCGUUGCUAGGAUACGGAGGACGCUCAACACAGAACAGGACGGUGGAUAUUUCCCUGUUUAAUACCACCAACCACACCGGGAUUACCUGUUUUAUACUAUUAUAAAGGAUUAAAAGUGGGUUGAAUUUUAGUAAGUCAUCGUUUUGGAUGCAUCAGAGCAGGUUUGGACCAAAGUGUCCUCAGACAUGCAGUCUGUGACAAGUGAACUUAAAAACCUUCAUCUACCAGCACUGUGGGACAAAAAGGCACAGAAAUGUGGACUACGACACACAGUAUUUUCAGCCAAUGGAGACAAAUACACUGGAGAAUGGAAAGACAACCUCAAACAUGGAAAGGGGACACAGGUUUGGAAGAGAACUGGUUCCAUUUAUAGUGGAGACUGGAAAUGUGGAAAACGUGAUGGACUCGGUUCCUACAGCAUCCUGCUCCCAGAAACCAAACAGUAUGAGAAGAAAUACUGUGGACAAUGGAAACAUGGACAGAAGCAUGGCCAGGGGAAAUACUUCUACAGAGACUCAUCGGUUUAUGAGGGCGACUGGAGCGAAGGCCGUCGCAGUGGAUGGGGAAGGAUGUACUACGCAAACGGAGACUUCUAUGAAGGACAGUGGUUGAAGGAUCAGAAGCAUGGACAGGGCAUGAUUCAAUAUGCAAAUGGAAACUGGUACGAAGGCUCCUGGAAGGACGGUAAGAAAAAUGGCAACGGGAAGUUUUACUAUUUGGACACGGGUCAGCUUUAUGAAGGCUACUGGGUCAACGGAACCGCUAAAUGUGGAACCCUGUCUGACUGUGGAAGGGAUCACGCACCGAGGCCUACAAAGUAUUCACUUCCACAGGUUCAACUUGCAGAUAUGCACUUGGUUUUAAGGGAAGCCCUGUCAUUGCACUGCAACCACAAUGGAUGAACAACAACAACAGGUCAACACUACCACAUACAGA
Sphaeramia orbicularis (orbiculate cardinalfish) is the source of this 1264-nucleotide messenger RNA. It is a transcript of the gene morn3, whose product is annotated as MORN repeat containing 3. Bases 514 to 1230 code for a protein of 238 amino acids. The transcript is spliced from 6 exons. NCBI's taxonomy places the organism in Eukaryota, Metazoa, Chordata, Actinopteri, Kurtiformes, Apogonidae. The record is from RefSeq and is a predicted model, not a curated record.